Adineta ricciae is the source of this 201-nucleotide messenger RNA. NCBI's taxonomy places the organism in Eukaryota, Metazoa, Rotifera, Eurotatoria, Adinetida, Adinetidae. The record is from the annotation of a GenBank genome assembly.
AUGACAUCGNGAUCAGUGAUAUUACAUUAUUUCAAUAUGGGCUAUUGUUGCGCUGCUGAAAUUGCUCGACAAACACACAUUCCUGUCCGUACUAUUCAGUAUAAUUUAGUCAAGAUUCGGAAGCAAGGCGGCGUGGAACACCGACGAGGCAACGGUCGACGUCGAAAAAUCUCAAAUGAAGAUAAUGUUGUACUUGGCUAG